AUGGCUGCUAAGCAAGGACUGCCCACGUUGGCCCUGCGGGUCCUGGAAGAAGCGUUGGGCACGGGCUUGACCGCUGCUCGGGACACCGCGGAGGCGGUGGCCGCCGAGGGCGCCUACUACCUGGAGCAGGUCACUGUAACUGAGGCAUCUGAAGAUGAUUAUGAAUAUGAAGAGAUACCAGAUGACAAUUUUAGCAUUCCAGAAGGUGAAGAAGAUCUGGCAAAAGCAAUUCAGAUGGUCCAAGAACAGGCUACAGAUACUCAGAUUUUGGUGAGAAUUUUGAACACAACCUAUAGUUUGUGUAGUUUGAACACAGCCUGUAGCUUAGCAGUGAGGUAUGAGUUAAUACAGAAGGGACUAACUGAACUUAGAGAUCUUGGGAAUGUUCCAGAUGUCUACACCCAGAAUAUGCUUUUAGAAAAUGAGAACAAAAAUUUGAAGAAAGACUUGAAACACUACAAACAGGCAGCUGACAAGGCUAGAGAAGACCUGCUGAAAACUCAAAAAGAACGUGAUUUUCAUCGAAUGCACCACAAGCGAAUAGUCCAGGAAAAAAACAAGUUAAUUAAUGACCUCAAAGGGUUGAAGUUACAUUAUGCAUCUUAUGAACCAACUAUAAGGGUGUUACAUGAGAAGCACCACACUUUACUGAAGCAGAAAAUGCUGACCUCUCUGGAAAGAGACAGAGCAGUUGGGCAGAUUUCUGGGCUUCAAGCAACAUUGAAGAAUAUGGAAAUAGGGCAUAAUUACCAUGCUUCUGAAAUUAGAGUUGUUCCUAACCGUGAAAAAGAAAAUGCACUGGAAGGUCCUACUCAGAAAGGUCUUCGUGAAGCCAGGGAGAAAAACAAAAGUAACACAAAGAUAAAAGAUAAUACAAAGGAUUCAGAAUUUCCCACAGAUAUGCAACCAAAUCCAAACCUGUAUUUAUAUAAAGAAAAUAUUUGUCCAGCAAAAGUUGACUACAAGCUGAAUAACAUUUUUAGACUUCAUGAACUUCCAGUGAGCUGCAUCAUCAUGCACCCCUGCAAAGACAUCCUAAUCUCCUGUGGGGAGGACCGCCUCUGGAAGGUGGUGGGACUACCCAAAGGCAACGUGCUUCUCACAGGAUUUGGCCACACUGACUGGCUUUCUGACUGUUGCUUCCAUCCCAGUGGCAACAAGUUGGCUACUUCAAGUGGUGACACUACAGUUAAAUUAUGGGACCUGUCUAAAGGCAAUUGCAUUUUGACCUUUGAAGGACACAACCAUGCAGUAUGGUCCUGCACAUGGCACUCCUAUGGUGAUUUUGUGGCUUCUUCCUCAUUGGAUACAACUAGUAAAAUCUGGGAUGUUAAUAGUGAAAGAUGCAGAUGCACUUUGUACGGACAUGUGGAUUCUGUGAACAGCAUUGAGUUUUUUCCUGGUUCCAACACUCUUCUCACAGGUUCUGCAGAUAAGACCCUGUCUGUAUGGGAUGCAAGAACAGGUAACUGUGAGCAAUCACUUUAUGGUCAUAUGCAUUCUGUCAAUGAUGCCACCUUCUCUCCUAGGGGUCAUAUGAUAGCAUCCUGUGAUGCCUGUGGAGUAAUAAAACUAUGGGACUUUCGGAAGCUCUUACCAAUUGUAUCCAUUGAUGUAGGUCCAAGUCCUGGCAAUGAAGUGAACUUUGAUUCAUCAGGUCGAGUUUUAGCUCAGGCGAGUGGCAAUGGGGUUAUCCAUUUGCUGGAUCUUAAAUCAGGGCAGAUUCACAAAUUGAUGGGCCACGAGAGUGAGGCUCACACAGUCGUGUUUUCUCAUGACGGAGAGUAUUUGUUUUCCGGAGGUUCUGACGGCACCGUUCGAACGUGGUCUUGA
This is a messenger RNA of Puma concolor (puma), 1833 nucleotides long. The record is from RefSeq and is a predicted model, not a curated record. NCBI's taxonomy places the organism in Eukaryota, Metazoa, Chordata, Mammalia, Carnivora, Felidae.